CCCCUCAUAUGUUCUCGUUACUAUGUUAUUAUACGGGCACGGCCCCUUUCCAAAAUCAGAUGCGGAAGGGCGCCUGCUUUAUUUCACGUUGUUCUCUUGUUGGAGAAUGAGCUCUUCCUCCUUGGGCACUGACACUCUCCCAGGCAGCAGGACGCAGGAGGGCGGCAUGAAGGUGAAGCAGAGCGGGGGGCAGGUGGUGGCCGCUGGCAUUACAGAGGACCAGCUGCUUAGGAAGCCCCAUAUCAGCCCGGAGGAUGUGCUGGGACUGCAGAAGAUCACAUCGGAUUACCUGUGUACCCCUGAAGAAAACGUUUACAAAAUAGACUUUACCAGAUUUAAAAUUCGUGACAUGGAGUCUGGAACGGUGUUGUUUGAAAUUACCAAGCCACCAGCAUCAGAACGUGACCACGGCGAUAAAAAGGAUGCUGAUCCUAAUGCUGGCAGAUUUGUCCGAUACCAGUUCACUCCAGCUUUCCUGCGACUGCGCCAAGUAGGAGCAACAGUUGAAUUCACAGUUGGUGAUAAGCCCAUUAAUAACUUCCGCAUGAUUGAACGGCAUUAUUUUCGUGAGCAGCUAUUAAAAAGCUUCGAUUUUGAAUUUGGCUUCUGUAUCCCCAGCAGUAAAAACACUUGCGAACAUAUCUAUGAAUUUCCACAGCUCUCUGAGGAUCUAAUUCGCGAAAUGAUUCUGCACCCAUAUGAGACACAAUCGGACAGUUUCUACUUUGUGGACAACAAACUUGUGAUGCACAACAAGGCAGAUUAUUCAUAUAGCGGAGGUCCGUGAUCCCCAAAAAUAGCACGAGCGAGAAAGCAUCAACAGCAGUCCCCUUUCCCCAUAGCAGUUACGUAAGGGAUAACACCCACUUUCCGUAGGCAAACAAUCCAGGAAACAAUAUACUGUUUGCAAGUAGGAGAUUUUUGGCUGUACCCCAGUCUUUGUAGCACAUUCAGAUAGUGCAAGAAUCGUCAAACUGCAAAAUCUGAGGCAGUGGACUUCAUCAGCCCUUCCCAACAUGAAUGUGGGAUAAGGAUAAACCUAAAUAAAUACUUCUCUCUUGCUCCAUAUAAAGGGUUGUUCUCCUGGAACAAGGACUCUUGCAUCUUAUCUAAGUCUUCUUAGGACCAACCUUUCUCAUAUGACAGGCUUGUGAGUUCUUCAUCAAUAUUCUUGCCUCUAUCUAAGAGAAGAAAGGACAAAAAAAUCAUUCAGUAGUUUCUUUUUUUACUAAAUGUCAGCUUGGGAAAAAAACAUUGUUAUCAAGGAAAUCCAAGCCAAAGAUUUAAUCAGUUCUUCCUCUUUGGGCUUGCACUUGUUAGGAUUCUUGUUAUUCUCUAGGCAUUAAGUAUUGUUUGACAUUUUCCCAUUCAUUUCUAAUGAGAUGGCUAUUACACAAAAAACAAACACAAAAUUGUGCAUAGAUCGUUAAGGAUUAAGUGUUCCAUCCAUGAUUGCAAAUUACAUUAUUAUUGAGUCCAGCCUAGUUACCUAUGAGUCUGAAGCAAUGAGGCCCAUCCAAGGUAAAACCUGAUCUGAUAUAUUUGAAAUAAGUUUUGUUUACGGUUACACUGUAUUGUGCAGAAAUAACAAUAUUAGCAAUGUAAUCCAUCAUGGAGACUAGAACGGAGUACAAUCAGUAACAACCUGUGAGCAAUUGUUUGUUUUUUUCCUUUAUUUUUUUUUGUCUUUAAUUUAAAUAUCACCAAGAAGCGCUGCAUAUUUAUUUCAAAUGGUCCGGUCCUCCUCCUGGGGAACAAGCUCACAGAGGCAAGUAUUUUUUUUUUCUUUUUUUGAUUGCAGUAAAUGCACAUUUAGAAUUCCAGUCAGUUGAGCAAUAAUUCCAUGUAUAAUACAAUAUCAUGAAGAUUGUGAAUAGCUUCAAUUUUGGAGGUCUUUUUCGUUUCUUCUUCCUCUUCUUGAUGAUGAUGAUAACUACACAAUUUAUUUUUAAAAAGAAAAAAUGCUGUGGCACCUAUAUUGGGAAGAGGAGAAGAUCUCCAGAUGCAUUGGAACAGCUAUACAGAUUUCCAGUAAAUAUGAUCAAGUCCAGCCAUUAGUAUCUUCUCUGACAUUUUUGUAAUGAGCUUCCAAAAUGCUGCAGCUGUGCUCUUGGUGUUGGGGCAGAAUAAAUGAAUUGCUGUAUAUUUUAUGAGACCAUCAAAUGUAAAUAAGCAUUUAUAUUUAAGGAUUAACCUCACCAAAACCAAUUAACAUACAUUGAUAAAAAAAAAAACCCAAUUCCAGUUCUCAUUGUUUUUUUAACAAUAUGACUUUAUCAUCAUGUAUUUUCUUUCUUUAGAACAAAUUUAUUGUAUUUUGCUGACCUGGAAUUUCAGAUUUCUUCCUUGAAACAUGUUUGACGAUGCUGCGAGAUAUUCCGCUAACGGACAUUUAAAUAACUAGUUUAUAAUGCAGGUAAAUGGCUGUCCCUACAGUGCAUACGUACGGCUGGGUAACGAUGAGACCGAAGAAAGAAUUCACUUUUGAUAUUUCAUUAUUUUAAUAACUGUCACUUAUCAAAUGCAUAUUUUUCACUUUACCGAAUCCACCAUUUUCUGUAUAAAUAAGGAGGGAGUCUUUACAGCUGCAAGUUGUAGAUAUUUCUAUGUAUAAUUAUAAAUAAAGAAUGUCUGUCUGUUUGAGGAUUAAGUAGAAUGUAAUAUGUGCACUUCAGAUAAUUGUUACUGUAAGUAUCAUAGAUUUUAACAAAGUACCGCCACCAGCUUGGUAGAGGGGUCAUUUCAGUCUUGUUUGUGUUCUGACUUAAUUAUAGUAAACUUUUGUGAAAUGAAA
Xenopus tropicalis (tropical clawed frog) is the source of this 2794-nucleotide messenger RNA. It is a transcript of the gene unc119, whose product is annotated as unc-119 lipid binding chaperone. The coding region runs from base 23 to 787 and encodes 254 amino acids. The record is from RefSeq and is a predicted model, not a curated record. Gene Ontology annotation, cellular component: spindle pole; centrosome. The transcript has 6 exons. NCBI's taxonomy places the organism in Eukaryota, Metazoa, Chordata, Amphibia, Anura, Pipidae.